Molecule: messenger RNA, 168 nt
Organism: Lottia gigantea (owl limpet)
Lineage: Eukaryota; Metazoa; Mollusca; Gastropoda; Lottiidae
Exons: 2
Biological process (GO): regulation of MAPK cascade; protein phosphorylation; MAPK cascade
Cellular component (GO): cytoplasm
Molecular function (GO): ATP binding; protein serine/threonine kinase activity
Source: RefSeq, a predicted model, not a curated record
GGUUUGGCUCAUCUCCAUGGUAAUCGUGUUAUACAUCGUGAUAUUAAGGGUCAGAAUGUUUUAUUAACUGAUAAUGCUGAAGUUAAACUAGUUGAUUUUGGUGUUAGUGCCCAGUUAGAUAAAACAAUAGGGAGAAGAAAUACUUUUAUUGGGACGCCAUAUUGGUAA